AUGGCUCAAGAUUCUCGUUCGCUCCCCGCAGUUAGCGACGUAGAAACUGCGCCUCUCCUCGACAAUGGCCGCACACCCAACAGAAGAACUGUCCGGAAUCCAACCCCAUUACCCAAAUUGCAAGUCUUCGCAGUGUGCUUCAUGCGUCUGGUCGAACCAAUGUCAAUAUGGGUGAUCUUCCCGUUCAUCAACGAGAUGGUCCAUGCAACCGGCAUUGUUAGUACUCCAGAGGAAGUGGGCUAUUACUCGGGUCUGAUUGAGAGCGCGUAUGCCUUCGCCCAGUUUUUGACAUCAUACUUUUGGGGUGCCUUGAGUGACAAGAUCGGCCGAAAACCAGUUCUCUGCAUCGGGUUAACGGGGCUGAUCACAGGAACAUUCGUCUUCGGAUUCAUGAAAGUAUACGCCUGGAUGAUCAUCGUGCGAUUCUUGCUUGCGGGCUUCAACGGAAAUGCCGCUGUCGGGAAAUGUGUGUUGGGUGAGGUGACGGAUGCGACAAACCAGGCACGCGCGUUCUCGUUCCUGUCACCGGCUUGGGCAAUUGGCUCCAUUAUCGCGCCUAUCAUCGGCGGUUUCCUCAGCAAACCCGCGGAAAGCUUUCCGGACAUCUUUGGAAAUGUGCAAUUAUUCAAGACUUUUUCGUAUGCAUUGCCAUGCAUUGCUGGAGCCGCACUUACCAGUACUGGGCUUUUCGUCGGCAUUUUUGUACUGAAAGAAACCCUCCCAACAAAGAAACGUAAGGUUGCUCCCAAACAUCCUGUGCAAGAGGCAAACGAGCAUCAUCAUCACCCACAUCGCCAUGAUUACGGGGGAUUGAACACUUUCCCUGUCGAGACGGAGGAAGAGCCUCCCAUCGAGGCUGGAAUCACCCUCGGAGAAAUGCUCAUGAUCCCAAGUAUCCGGAUGGUACUCUUAUCAUAUACCCUCCUGGGACUGAUUACUAUCUGUGUGGACAACAUUUUCGUUUUGUGGAUGUACACGCCUCUCAGGGGCGGGGGCAUCGGCUUAAUGCCCUCUCAAAUCGGAACGGUCCUCGCUUCUGUUGGUGUGAUCUCCACCUUUAUCGGCCUCUUCGUCUUCCCCUACCUUCAGCGUCGGAUUGGCACCACCCCUAUCUAUCGUUUCUGCAUGAGUCUCUAUAUCCUCAUCGUUAUCCUGUUCCCGACCAUACAUUAUCUCGCUCAGAUUAACACUCAAGCCGCAGUCAUUGGCGUCGGUCUAAUCGCUGUGCUAAAGUCUAUGGGUGGAACAGUGUUUGCUUGUGUAAUGAUCCUCGUCAAUAUGUCUUCACCUAGUCGGACAAGUCUCGGAAGGGUCAACGGUGCUGCCCAGACAUCCGCGGCCAUGAUGCGAACGAUAGGCCCUACAAUGGCCUCAUCACUAUUUGCCCUUUCGAACCAUCGUCGCCUAGCCGGAGGGAUGGCUGUUUAUCUCGUGCUUGGCGCCCUGGCGGUAGCGAGCGCAGGGAUCACGUUCCUUGUGCAGGAAGCAACACCGGAAGAGGCGAAGCAGUCACAAUCUCCGCAGGAAGCAUAAAUGUCAAACUUGUUUAGGACGUUAUGCGCCUGAGCGCUGCCACGUAGUAUCUCCCUUGCACAUAGAAA
This is a messenger RNA of Dacryopinax primogenitus, 1601 nucleotides long. RefSeq names its product MFS general substrate transporter. Gene Ontology annotation, biological process: transmembrane transport. The record is from RefSeq and is a predicted model, not a curated record. Lineage: Eukaryota; Fungi; Basidiomycota; Dacrymycetes; Dacrymycetales; Dacrymycetaceae. Gene Ontology annotation, molecular function: transmembrane transporter activity. Bases 1 to 1533 code for a protein of 510 amino acids. The transcript has 9 exons.